UAGCACCCUAUUUCUAUGGUUACCAGGUUUUCCUCCUUAGGCAUUCCCCAGCACAGAUUUCCUCCAUUCUGUCCUGUUGGGCCAUCCCAUCAGCAGCAGUCCUCAUCCUGGGAUUUCUCUCCAAUCCUCAUGGCUCCAGCAUCCAGCCACCGUGGUCAUCAGUGGCUUUGCGACCUUGUUCGAGGGUUCUGCCUGCUCCUGCUGCUGGUGGUGUCAAAUCUACUCUUGUGCCAGGGUGUGGAGGAUUAUGCACCAUACUGUAAAAACCAACCUGGCAACUGCCGGAUUCCCCUUCAAAGCCUGUUUGAGAGAGCAACAUUGGUGGCUAACAACAACUAUAGGCUUGCCAGGGAAAUCUUCAAUGAAUUUAAUACACAGUUUGGCAAGGGCAAAAACUUCACUUCCAAGGUCAUCAACAGCUGCCACACCAAAUCCAUCACUACCCGUGAUAACAAAGAAGCAGCUGCAAAUACAGAGGACGAAGUCCUGUUUAGGUUGGUUAUCAGUUUGCUCCACUCGUGGGAUGAACCUCUGCAUCAGGCAGUCACAGAGCUGCUGCGCUCGGAAGGAGCCUCACCUGAUAUCUUGGCAAGAGCUAAAGAGAUUGGGGACAAGGCCAAAGUACUUCUAAAAGGUGUGGAAGAGAUACAAAAAAGGGUUCAUCCUAGAGAGAAGAAGAACAAGAUCUAUCCAGUGUGGUCAGAAAAGUCCUCCCUGACAGCGGACGAUGAGGAUGUGCGCCAAACUGCCUUAUAUAGAAUGUUCCACUGCCUACACAGGGAUUCAAGUAAAAUUAGCACCUACAUCAAUUUGCUUAAGUGCCGAUUCACCCCAUGCUAAGCCCACAAUUAACCCAACCAAUCCUGAGAUGGUUAGUGAUGAUCCAUCCCGUCAAAAGCUUCUUUGAGCUUUAUAGCUAUUUAAUGCAUGUUUGGGUGUAAUGGGUCUCAUCUGAAACAAAAUAAACACAGAUUCUGUAGAGAUGUCAAAAUCUAA
Molecule: messenger RNA, 996 nt
Organism: Bubalus bubalis (water buffalo)
Lineage: Eukaryota; Metazoa; Chordata; Mammalia; Artiodactyla; Bovidae
Product: chorionic somatomammotropin hormone 1-like
Biological process (GO): positive regulation of receptor signaling pathway via JAK-STAT; response to nutrient levels; positive regulation of cell population proliferation
Cellular component (GO): extracellular region
Molecular function (GO): hormone activity; prolactin receptor binding
Source: RefSeq, a predicted model, not a curated record